ACAUAAUAAAACUCAAAUAGCCAUAAUUAAUAGUCAUAAGGAAGGAAGCAAAAAAUGGUGAAGAUAGCUUUUGGCAACUUUGGGGACUCCUUUAGUGUUGGAUCCCUCAAGGCCUAUUUAUCAGAGUUCAUUGCCACUCUUCUUUUUGUGUUUGCUGGUGUUGGUUCUGCCAUUGCUUACAGUAAGCUUACAGCAGAUGCAGCUCUGGACCCACCAGGGCUGGUUGCUGUGGCAGUGGCCCAUGCUUUUGCCUUGUUUGUUGGGGUAUCCAUUGCAGCCAACAUCUCCGGUGGCCACUUAAAUCCAGCUGUCACGUUUGGAUUGGCUAUUGGAGGCCACAUCACCCUCCUAACUGGACUUUUCUAUUGGAUUGCUCAAUCCCUUGGCUCCAUCGUCGCCUGUCUUCUCCUCAAAUUCGUCACUAAUGGAAAGAGUAUUCCAACUCAUGGAGUGGCUUCAGGCGUGAAUGCUUUUGAAGGAGUAGUAUUUGAGAUUGUAAUAACCUUUGGACUAGUCUACACCGUCUAUGCCACAGCAGCUGACCCUAAAAAGGGCUCUUUGGGAAUAAUUGCACCCAUAGCAAUUGGAUUCAUAGUCGGUGCAAAUAUAUUAGCUGCCGGCCCAUUUAGCGGUGGCUCCAUGAACCCGGCCCGAUCACUUGGCCCCGCUGUGGUUAGCGGAGACUUUUCACAGAUCUGGAUCUACUGGUUAGGCCCAUUGAUUGGUGGAGGAUUAGCUGGGCUUGUCUAUGGUGACAUUUUCAUUGGGUCUUAUUCUCCUGCCCCAUCUUCUGAAGAGUAUGCCUAAAAUGGGUUAUUAAAGGUGUUGACUGGCUUUGUGUUUUGGUUUCUUGCUUUUGGAUUGGGCUUUGGCUUGGGCUUGAAGAGCUCGUACUUUGGUAAUAAUGAAAAAUGUAAAUAAUAAAUAUGAAUGAAGUUUGAGAAUCUUGUUGUUAAGUCCUUUA
Jatropha curcas is the source of this 964-nucleotide messenger RNA. RefSeq names its product tonoplast intrinsic protein 2;2 (gene TIP2;2). The record is from RefSeq and is a predicted model, not a curated record. Gene Ontology annotation, biological process: transmembrane transport; water transport. NCBI's taxonomy places the organism in Eukaryota, Viridiplantae, Streptophyta, Magnoliopsida, Malpighiales, Euphorbiaceae. Gene Ontology annotation, cellular component: plant-type vacuole membrane. Gene Ontology annotation, molecular function: water channel activity.